UAUGUCCUACUAUGAUGGCGAUCCAAAUCUGUCAGCUGCGCCAAAAGUCGUCCUGCCAACAGGCUCAGACUACAUAAAAUCAACAGCGAAAGAAGAAGCCGGCUCCAAAGCACCUCCAACUCCAUUAGGACCACCAGCAGCAGCUCUUCCAGAACGGCCAAAACUUCCAGAGAUGGAGAUUCCAGACUCGUUAAUGCUUUCUCCAGCAGCGAUGGCAAAACGACAGGAGUCACAAGAAGCCCAUACAGCGUCUAGUGAAAGUGAAGGGAAGGGAGGCUCUUUUAGCAACCUCAGUUUAAGGCCCCCACCUUCAAUGAUGUCCAACCGCGAGGGAGCUACUGCUGGCAUUAACCCGAGUGAGACAAGAUCAAGGAAUACUACAAUGAGCAAAUCUGCAAGUUCGGCAGUCUUCAAUCGAAUUGACCUCUGCGAAUUUAUCCGCCGCCAUCUAGUCCGAGGUCGCAAAGGCUAUCGAUACAAAUUUGGGCAACUCCAGCAGCUCGUCGAUCGUGCAGUUGAUUCUCUUCAACAACAGCCGACGCUAAUUGAAACAACAGGGCCAAUCCAUGUUUGUGGCGAUUUGCAUGGGCAAUACACAGAUCUCUUGAGGAUUUUUCAUUCUUGUGGACCUCCACACCGAACGCGUUAUUUGUUUCUUGGCGACUUUGUUGAUAGAGGUGGAAAUUCGUUGGAGAUCAUUUGCCUGCUGCUCGCUUGUAAAAUUCAGUAUCCCAAGCACAUUUUUCUGCUACGUGGGAAUCACGAAUUACAUCAUAUCAACAAAGUUUAUGGCUUCUAUGAUGAGUUGGUACGUCGUUUUGGAGCGGAACAGGCUGAACAGUUGUGGAAUGACUUUAACGAUGCUUUUGCCUAUUUGCCUUUGGCUGCUCUGAUUGGAGGGAAAAUCCUGUGCAUGCAUGGUGGCAUUUCCCCUCAUCUAAAAUCACUGAACGACAUCCGAUCAAUGAAGCGGCCAAUUGCUAUGGUUAUCUCGCCUGGAUUGGUACAGGAUUUGCUUUGGGCAGAUCCAAAUACGGAAAAACCUAAACCGCCUGAUUGGGAACCCAAUCCCUACAGAAAUUGCUCUGUUAUGUUCGGCCCUGAUGCAGUUAGACAAAUGUGCAAAACUCUUGGCGUUCAUAUGAUUAUGCGAGCGCAUCAGGCUGCUCAAUAUGGAUAUUCAACCUUCGCAAACAACCAACUAAUCACUGUAUUCUCAGCAGUUCGAUAUAAUCCAGAAACUAACAAUUGGGGUGCUGUUGCUAAAAUUAGUCCGGAUUUGGAAGUUUCCUUUGCUCUAUUCAAACCAAAGGAAUUCAAAGAACCCCAGGCUAACAAUAAGCAGUAA
Molecule: messenger RNA, 1348 nt
Organism: Meloidogyne enterolobii
Lineage: Eukaryota; Metazoa; Nematoda; Chromadorea; Rhabditida; Meloidogynidae
Source: the annotation of a GenBank genome assembly